CCGGGUCCAACGCGGUUGACAACUAGCGGGAUCCUCGUCCACGAUUUUUACAGUUUAUUUCUGGAUGGAUAAAUGAACUGAAUGGACGGCACUAAAUGCCCUAAGGUGGGGUAGACAGAUAGACUACUGGCCGGAUGCCUGAUAUGGUAACUGAAUUAAACUUAGUAGACAAGGGAGUAGACUCGAUUUCCAACCCGGCGAUUGAGGGGGUCCGGUUUUACCUCCUUAACGAUGGCUGGUGAUCGGGCCUAACGAGGGAGAGGAUCAAACAACUCAUCAAAUGAAUAAGAGAAAAUCAAAAUAGCCGAUUCACGAAAAAUAAAAGGUAUAAGUUCUUUUUUAUUUCAGAAAUUUACCUGAUUCCUUGAAGAACCACAGAUUUAGUAUGGAGAAAAUUGGGAGGAACUUUGGUCAAGUUUUCGAAUUGAGGGAGUUCAUUGCACAAGGGAACUUUGCAAAAGUUUUCAAAUGCGUGGAACGAAAGACAGGCUGCGUCUUUGCAGUGAAAGAAUUCCAAGCCCAUGAUAACAAUUAUGAUAAGAAGCAAAUCGACAGUGAAGUUGAUAUAUGGAGAACAUUACAUCAUCAUAAUAUUGUGUCACUGCAUAAUCGUUUCCAUGAUGACAGCACUGUAUGGAUCGUUCUAGAGUUUGUUAAUGGAAAGACACUUUUUGAUGAAAUAUUAAACCAGAUCGACUUCACUGAAGAAGAAAGCAGACGAAUCGUUCAACAGGUAAGUGUCCGUGCAGGCUAGUGUCAGGUCGUAAGUAAUAUUUAUAUUUAUACUUAUUCAGCUUCGCCCCCCUCAAAAAAGCAAACAAGAACAAAAAAAUAAUAAUAACAUACAUAUACAUGGCCGGGUCACAACAGAUAAACCAAUAGACUGCGAGCAGUCUCUUAUUUUUCUUUGGAAAGUUACUACACGCAAAACCUUAUCACGCGAGCGGCUAUAUAAUUGCGCUGGAUGCCAAGAUCAAGAACUAGACGGAUUUAAAGAGAAAAGGCGGACUGCAAGCAGUCUACUACAUUAAUUAUAGCAAGUCCGUAGGACGUUGGCAUAGUAAUCCCUAAGGAGUCUCUUUAAUACAAAGCUGGUAAUUGUUGUCGUAAUCAGUUAUCUGUACACUGCAUAAACGCAAGUAUGAAAAUGAUUAAACAAAGGGAAAGCUUGACCAUGAAACAAAAACCGGCGCUCGCGAGCUAAUGUUCGAUGAGACCUUUUCACCAGUUCCCCGCUGAAGAUACUCCGCUCGCAUCUAAGUUUUGUCGCAUAGUUUUUGUGAGGGGCUGGUGACGACUAUACCACCAAUUAGAAAUGCCUUAGGGUAAACCUUUUUAUGGUUGCAAAACUUAAGCAAAAAGAAAUACAUUUCAUAGCAUUUAGUAAAAACAGCCUUACGUUUUACUUUUUUCAAGGUAAAUCAGUCGGUCACUUUUCUUGUAGGGAUAUUACAUAUUCAGCGAUCAGGUUCAGCUAUGUUGUCAAAAGUUAAUGCGCUUUCAGCUUGAGUCAUUUGUUGCUUUGCCUCCUUUUCUUGCAGUUGAUUUUUGCUGUGAAGCUUUCUCACGGGCUUAUUCCGUCCUUCAGACUUAAUUUUCGACGAAGUUCUUAUAAUUCCUAUCCGAUUACGCUUGGAAGAAAUCUGGCUUGAUGGUUUGAUUCCUCCUUAGACCUUCAAAUUUCUUCAUUCCGCUUCUCAAAUUGGGGACACUGUAAACAUUCCCUCCUAGAGCGUUGUAGAAUUCCCCCUAUAUCUUUGCGUAAUAUUCGUUUGUUCAGGCUUUGAACUUCUUGAAACGGAUUGUAACCAUUUUCAUGUAAUUCAUCUUUCAGAUAAUUGAAGCACUCGACUACCUCCAUCGAAGGAAAAUUAUUCAUCGUGAUAUCAAAGCAGACAACAUUCUUAUACAAAACGCUAAUGGUAAAACCACCGUCAAGCUGACAGACUUCGGACUUGCGCGCCGCCUUCCUAAGGACACUGACUCCAUCAAUUGUGAUUUAGAAGGCGCACCAUUGUAUCUUGCACCUGAAACAAUCCUAGCCGAUCCUAUUGGUACAGCGGUUGAUAUCUGGGCAUGCGGAGUGAUAAUGUUCUUGUUACUUGUGGGGUACCCACCGUUUUGGCAAAAUGAUAAUCAAAAGCUGAUGUCGCUGAUAGUAGAGGGACGCUAUAACAUGGCUGCGCGUUACUGGGAUCAAGUAUCCGAUGACGCCACAGAUCUCGUUAAGAGAAUGCUUGUAGUUCAUCCACACAAGCGAGUCACUGCUUUGAAAGCCCUAAAUCACCCAUGGAUAUCAGACUUUGAUGAAUCCGAGAAAGACAAAAUAGAGUAUUGCACAAGGAAUUAAUUUCUUAAUUUGUAACUCCUGAUCCUCACUAGCGACGCAAGUAUAAGCAUAAGCAUUAGGAGCUUAUGCGUUAGUGAGGACGGUCUUGACAUAAGUAUAAGCCGGCAUAAACAUAUCAAAAUAAAGAAUAUCAAAACCUUGCCUUUUCCUUAUUCGCCCCAUGUAAUGGAAUCCAAGACAGUUUUGGAUUCUGGAUUACACGCCGUGGGUUCCGGAUUUCAGUUACUAGAUUCCGGACUUUGUUAGUGAAACUUGGAUUUCGGAUUAAAAUCGUUAGUGGGAUUCUGGAUUUCUUGAACACUAUAUUCCGGAUCAAAGUCCUAGGGUUCCGGAUUCCACAAGCAAAAAUUUCCUGAAUACCGGAAUUCGGAUUCCCUUAUAUGGGGUGAUUCUUAUGCUUACGUCACGCCGUCCUCACCAGUGCAUAAGUCUUAUGAUCUUUAUUAUUUCUAUACUUACGUUAAUCUUAUGCUUACUCUUAUGCUUAUGAUUAUGCUUGUCUGCUUGCGUCGCUAGAGAGGACCGGCCUUUGCUUCAGUACUAGUGAUGACAGAAGAGUUGAUAUUGUUGAAAUACCCUUAAAACCUUACAAGCCUACAUUCGGUCGUCAAGAAAAUAUAUACGAUUGAAACACGUGCAGCUUAUUCAUAUAUUUUGAUACAAUAAAAUUCCAGCUAUACAAUGUAAUCAUCGCAACAAUUGAAAAACUUUUACGUAGACUUCCUACCUUAGAAUUAUGGAUAAAUAAAAUGCAUCUUUGAAC
Messenger RNA from Porites lobata, 3113 nucleotides. Lineage: Eukaryota; Metazoa; Cnidaria; Anthozoa; Scleractinia; Poritidae. The record is from the annotation of a GenBank genome assembly.